AUGACUUUCCUUCCAAAGUGGUUAACUUUUCUAAAAGGUAAAGAGGUCAUUAUUGCUAAUGCAAUAAUUGCAAUAUUGACAAUUGGCGGGCAGCAACUUUUCUCUUUUUUCACAUUCAGCUGUCCCUGUCAUGUUGGACAGAACCUUAUCUAUGGGCUGGCUUUCCUAGGAGUGCCUGCACUUAUCCUUCUGAUUGUUGGCUAUGCCCUGAACAACCAGACUUGGAGGCUCGUUAUGGGCAAAAGUUCUCAUUUUGAGAGGGAGACUUCAUCAAACUGGCUGCUGAAAUGCAAACUGCUCUGCUUUGUCCUGUGCAGCAUCACGGGGAGGGCACUGGUUGCUCCAGUCACGUGGCUUGCAGUGACCCUGAUAAAUGGCUCCUAUUAUAUCUGUGCUGUGAGCGAGUACAUCCCUGUGCAUUACUAUGGAGCUGCUCCUAAUGUCACCGCUGCUGAGCGCAGCAGGAUAUUGGCUACCUUUCCCUGCGGGCAGCUGGUUCCUCCAGAGCUGAGCCGGGCGAGAGAUGAAGUGAUUCUCCUCCUCCGAUACCAGUCACAAGUGGCUGGCUGGCUUUUGAUUGCUGUGGUAGUCAUCACUGUGUUCCUUUCUUACUGCCUGGCAAGCUGUUUCUCCCCGCUCAGCUUUCUACACUUCAGAUACUGGAACAGCUAUGUCCACAAUGAGCAAGAGCUCUUCGAUGAGGCAACAGAGCAGCACUCCAGGCUCUAUGCCAUGCAGAAUGUAAGGAAGUUCUUUGGCUUUGUCCCAGGAAGUGAGACUGUAAAGGAAAUUCGUAUCCCAUCUCUCAGGGAGUGGCAGGCCAUUUCUGGACUGGCCUUUCUGAAACGAGUGGAUAAGGAGCACUAUGAUUACAGCCUCCUCCACGACUGGGCACUCAAGGAGCGUGCAAGCGGAAAGUAUCUGAGGAUUGAUGAAGACCCUGGGAUCAUAACACAGCUCUGAAGAUCCA
Molecule: messenger RNA, 970 nt
Organism: Camarhynchus parvulus
Lineage: Eukaryota; Metazoa; Chordata; Aves; Passeriformes; Thraupidae
Gene: CALHM4
Product: calcium homeostasis modulator family member 4
Exons: 2
Coding region: 1-963 (320 amino acids)
Molecular function (GO): monoatomic cation channel activity
Source: RefSeq, a predicted model, not a curated record